Molecule: messenger RNA, 6468 nt
Organism: Cheilinus undulatus (humphead wrasse)
Lineage: Eukaryota; Metazoa; Chordata; Actinopteri; Labriformes; Labridae
Gene: arrdc1b
Product: arrestin domain containing 1b
Exons: 8
Coding region: 59-1381 (440 amino acids)
Biological process (GO): protein transport
Cellular component (GO): cytoplasm
Molecular function (GO): ubiquitin-like ligase-substrate adaptor activity; ubiquitin protein ligase binding
Source: RefSeq, a predicted model, not a curated record
AUCGCCUCCUCGCAGAUUUCAGACGCAGAGCGGCGGAGUAGCGGAGCGGAGCGGAGCCAUGGGAAAGCUUCAAGAAUUUGACAUCACUUUUACCAACAAUAAGGUGGUUUACGGUCCUGGGGAGUCUAUAAGCGGAACUGUGAGGAUAAAAACAGGCAACUCGCUGCAGUACAAAGCCAUCAAGGUGAACUGUCAAGGCUCAUGUGGGAUCUCUAAUAAAGUGAACGACAGCUCAUGGACUCUGGAGGAGCAGUACUUCAACAGCACAUUGUCAGUUGCUGACAAAGGAACUCUGGCGGCAGGCGAGCACAGUUUUCCUUUCCAGUUUCUCAUUCCAGUCGCUGCCCCGACUUCCUUCGAGGGCCCCUUUGGGAAGAUUGUUUACCGUGUGAGGGCAGUCAUCGACACGCCCCGUUUCUCUAAGGACUACAAAGCCCAGAGGCCCUUCUACCUACUCAAUCUGCUCAACCUCAAUGAAGUUCCUGACAUUGAGGAUUUGAGUUAUGCUGUGACCACUAAGAAGUUCAGCUACCUCCUAGUGAAGACGGGGACACUGAUGCUAAAAGCUCGCAGUGACCUGAGGGGUUACAUCCCUGGUCAGGUCAUAAAGCUAGCCACGGAAAUCCACAACAAGUCUGGGAAGGACACUGGAUGUGUACUGGCCAGUUUAAUCCAGAAAGUGACCUAUAAGACCAAGCGGCCUGUGUAUGACCUGCGGACCAUCGCUGAGGUGGAGGGAGCCGGGGUGAAGGCAGGAAAACAUGCAGAGUGGAGGGAGCAGAUCAUCGUCCCUCCUCUUCCUCAGUCAGCACUGGCCGGCUGCAGCCUCAUAGAUAUUGACUAUUUCAUUCAGGUGUCAUUAAAAUCUCCAGACGCGGUCGUCACUCUUCCUAUCUACAUCGGGAACAUCGCUGUGAACUUAUCACCAUCGAGGCCCAUCCCCUCCACUCCAGACCGCUGUGGAGCAUCCAUCGCACCAAGCACAACAGGCGUGACACCCAGUGCCCCGCCAGCAGAGGAGGAGCCAGAGGAGGUGCUGUGUGCCGGGGGCGUGGCCAGUGAGGAGAUUCCCACUAAGAGCCACUCCCAGCAGGACCCCUCAGGUCAGCCAGUCACCAUGUCGCCCAGCGCCUUCAGCCACGCACCGGGGGCAGCCCUGCCUCCCAGUCACAGACGGCCUGAUGCUUCCGCCCCGCUGUUCUGUUUGUCAACUGGGGCCACCAUACCUUUCUUCACUGAGGGAGAUGUGACUCCUGUUCCCACUUCCUGUUCUCUCAUUCUCCCUCCAGAGUACAGCAGCUGGGACUAUCCUCAUGAGCCCCCUCCAACUUACGAGGAAAGCUGCAGCAGCGCCAACUCAACUUUUAAUAGUAGACAGUAAAAAAAACAAGCUGGUGAAGAAGCACCAUGACCACGCCCACCUACACCUGUCUGAACGCACAUCUCAAAAAAUCAGGAUGGAGAUACGCUGGGUAAAGGAGGAUGGACCAUAACUCCACCCCAGAACAUCCCAAAGACUGUUUCUUUGUCCUUUAACAGUGAAAAAGGGAUCAUAUCUUACACUGGAUACAAGUUUUCUUUUCACCUCGUGUUCCAGCGCUGUCAGACGGAGAGGGAGAACUUCACUGUGCCUAAAGGAUGUUUUUUGGGAUCAUCAAACAGCAUUUAAAACUUUCACUGAGCGGGCAUGUUGGUUUCAUGAGGUAGGCUAAAAUUUGUCACCUUUUUGCUUUUUUUUUUUUAAUGACUUUUUGCAUCUACGAUGCCUUGAAAAAGAUUCUGGCCUCCUGAAGACUCCUGUGUGAGGAGAUCAGCCUUUUUUUGCAGUCCAACUGUGCACUUGUUGUUGUGUCUACUGCUGUCUGCUUGUGUCUCAGCUGUCCUCAUCAUCAGCGGGGCAGAGCUGUCUUCAUGCUGGAUAUUUAAAGGAGAUUGCCUGAAGUUGUGCUCUGUGUGUCAGGCUUGUUGAACCUCCUGUGUGUAUGGUUUGUAUAUUACAACUACUGCUGGGUAUUGUUAAAAACCUGUUAAAAUGAACUGCGGUAUCUUGUUAAGUUACUGCAGUUCAGUUUGAGCAAAGUAAUGUGUUAGAGUGCUUUUGCAUUACCAAAAAUCAAAAUCCCUCUCUAAAUCCUUACACAUACUGGGGAUAUUAUCCAUAUGGCACAUAGCCUUCUAGCUUUGGCUGUGUCAGCUUUACUAUCACUCUACAGCCUAGUUUACAGCCCAUCAUCUGUAAUUCUGCAGUCUUUAAACUGGAAUAACUGGCUACAAACUUUACAGCUCUUUAAUAUGCUCAUAAUGUGACUAUAAACUCUGCAGAGAAGGGCUGCAAAAAAUUAUUUAUUUGGUAAAUUUGAUUGGCUGAUUAUUUUUCCCCUGAUUAACUGAUGAAUCUGAUUUAUUUAAACAUUUAUUUUUUCUAUCCCUCUUUUCAAAAACAGAACACAGACAUCCCAGAGCUGUUUGAAGCUGUUUGAAUCAUCAAAUAUCUCUGAAAAAUGCGCCAGAGUCUCAUCUUCAUCCUGGAGAACAGUAAUUAAUGAACAUUCUCCUCUUAUUUUUUUAAAGGUUUGUAUUUUUUGGCCUUUAUGCCUUCAUUUAGAGAGGAGGAUAGUGGAUAGAGUUGGACAUAGGGAUGAGAGAGUAGGAGGAGGACAUACAGGAACCCUGGCCACGCGUGUCCAUGGGGCACAACCUAACUUUUAGACCAUCUGUGCCCCAUCCUCAUAUUUUUUGUUAAUCAUCAUGUGAUCACCAUCAUGGUGAUAAGUGCUGAUUAAGUUUAUUUAUAGAACAAAAGCUCCUGCUGUGGGUUGCUUUUCGUUGUCACUGUGAAAACACCAAGUGAUGAUAGCAACAGGUUGAUGACCUUUAUCAGUGUUUAAUUAAUUUUCAAUAAAGGUGUUUCACAAACAAAUUAAGAGAACAUUCAGUUAAAGAAAAUAAAAAUGUACAGAUAAAGGCAGAUUAGAGUUGGCUCCCAGAUUAAUUUGCUUUAAGAAGGAUUUUAAUCAUCACGGAUGCUUUUCUUUUAAGAAAUGUCGCAGUAUGCAUUUCUGCAAUUGUCUUUUAAUGCUAUUAGAAAUCACUCAGCUAUAAAUGUCAAUAUCAAUCCUACACACAGGAGCUUUAAGGACAAAUAAUGCCACAGCAACACCUCUCAGAUUUUGGUUUCUUCUCCUAUAUCCUUUUACCUUUACAAAAUAUAGCAAUUGCAACUUUUAAAUGUGAAACAUUCUCUCAAAGUUGAGAAAAUCUCAUUUAUCAUAUAAAGUUGCAGCAUCUCUGCACCAUUUCCCAGUUCUGUCUCAUACAGCGGAGAGGAUUUUUGCUUCAACACAAGUUUUGUAUUCAGAUGACGGUGCAUCUGCAGAUGAGGUUCACUUUCCUGCAGCUUGUGAUGAUCACUGCAGCACUGAAGCUGUCCUACUCUGCCCUCUUGUGGUCGUCACUGGUACGGGUUUGAUCUCCUCUUGGUUUGACACUGGAGUUUCAGUUAAAGUCAUCACGUUAAACACAGCCAGCCUGUGCUCUUGAGACACGCAGUCUGCUGUGUUUUAACUCCUAUUUUAAAGAUUUGUCAUGUUUUUAGUCUCUGUCUGAGAGAAAUUGUAAGUUUGUUUUUCUCCCGUUUGUUGCCUUAACUUUCUUUGAGUAUGAAAUGAGUGAGAUGAAAAUCCUGACAUUUCAGUCAGUGCAGAUGAGAAACAAACAUUUGCACAUCACAGCACUUUUUAAUGUUUGAGUGCAUGGGUUUCUUUGUGCAUGUCUAAUGUACGUGUGUGUGUGUGUGUGUGUGUGUUUGCGUGUAUAAAUAAAUAGAGCUAAUUUGGACAAAUGUUCAGUCCCCUAAGGUCUGUUUUUUACAUAGUUUCAAAGCUUUUUUCACCUGUGUACAGGGACUAGGUGAUGGUUAAAAUGCAGCUGAAUCAUACUGUAAUUGGAUGUUAUGUUACCCAUUAAAUUUAUUUUAUAGCCCUUAACCUGUAUUUUUUUUUUUUAAUCACAAAUGUCCUUAUCGAAGUUUUAAUGCACAAAAGAAACAGCAUUUGUAUCGUGUGAUUCAUAAAAGUUUGAAACCGUUAAUUGCUUUAAAAACACUUUCAUUUGAUGCCUGGUUUUGCAAACACUUGUCAUGUCUUAUUGUAGUGUUUAAAAAUGUACUAAAUUAUGUUCACUUUAUCACUCUGUUCUGUUGUGAUGUUAAAGCAUCAGCACAUAUUGAUUGUCACUCCUCUGUGGGUUAAUAAUGCCACUGAAAAUACAAAGCACAACAGCUGAAUUGGAUGUUUGUAUGACUUCUGAUAUGUUUAUUAUUGGUAAAAUUUAUUCUGUGAGUUAAAAAAAAGCAUAGCUGGAGUUUAGGGUUGGGCAGUUUGGACAAAAAAAACCCCAUCUUGAUAUAUAUUAGGUAAAUGGUAAUACAUGUUAGAUAUAUAUUUCGGUAUUUUAUUUCAGUAAAGGAAUAUCAAAUGGUUGUUACAAUACCAGAACAUAAAACUUUGAAAUGUUUCAAGUUAAAAUCAAACUAUACUGAUACCUGAGGCAUACCAUUACAACAAAAAUAGAAGUCUUAGACACCAAAUACUGGGCUUGUUUUUUUUUUUUUUUUUUCAGCUAAAGUCCUAUACAUUUUCUAAAUUGUUCAAAAACAUUGAAAAGUUGUACAAAAAGUAGGGAUUAACAAUAUUAACAGCAUGAUUUUGUUUUAAGUAGAUACUGGCUCAGAAAAUGUUGGCCUGUGUUUACAACUAAUACUGUGUAUCAGCAGUAUAUAUCAGCCUACAUCAGCUUUAAAUAUUGGCCUAUUGGCUGUAAAUAUCAGCCUUUAUCAGAUGUAAAUAUAAUUUUUUUAUCAGCUGGGAAUAUCAGCCUAUAUUGGCUGUAAAUGUUUGCUUUUAUUAGCUAGAAAUAUAGCUCUAUAUCAGUAUAGGCCUUUAUUGUCUGUAAAUAUCAGCCUUAAUCAGCUAUAAAUGUUAGCGUAUGUCGUCUAUAAACCCAUAUCAGCUGUAAAACUCCUCAUAUUUGCUUUAAAUAUUAGCCUAUAUCUGCUGUAAAUCUUGGCCUUUAUUGGCUGUAAAUGAAUGACUAUAUCAGCUUGAAAUAGUGGCCUAUAGAAGGUGGAAAUAUUGAUCAAUUUCAGCUGUAAAUAUAAGCCUAUAUAGGCCUGUAUUUGUUGUAAAUAUCAGCCUGUAUCUGCUGUAAGUCUUUCUUUACUGGCCGUAGAUAAAUGACUUUAUCAGCUGGAAAUAUUGGUCCAUAUUAGGUAGAAAUAUUGACAUAUAUCAGCUGCAAAUAUGAGCCUAUAGUAGCCCCUACUGCUUGUAAAUAUUGGCCUAUAUUAGCCCCUACUGGUUGUAGAGAUCGGCCUAUAUCAGCCUAUGUAUGCUGUAAAUCUUGGCCUUAUUUGGCUGUAAAUAUAUGUCUACAUAAGCUGUACAUACAUUAGUCCAUAUCAGGCAGAAGUAUUCGCCUAUAUUGGCCCCUAUUGGUUGUAAAUAUUGGCCCAUGUUAUGGGUGUCUAGCACUUCUAUUUGUCCGAGGUGCCAGCAGAAUUAGAUUUUUAGUAAUAAUGUAAGGGAUCAUAAAAAAUGGAAUAAAUAAAACUAUAGAUCACAGUUAGACUGAAAUUUUUGAAUACUUCUGGUCAACAAAAUAACUGUCAGAGGUUUUUACAGUAAACUAUCUUUUUACCCAGCAUUAAGCUUGCCAUCUAUGUUUUUUCAACAUCAGUAUAAGGUAUAUCCAUAUAAAGGAUAUAGUCUCACCCUAUUUCUCUUAAGAUAGAUCCAUAGAUCUUAAAAACUUGGUGCAUUGCCCAGCCCUACUAGAAAUAGAUUCUGACUCUCGACCACGUUGCCAUGUUUUAUUCAGUCUGUAUUCUUUUAUGACAGGGAAACAGCUCUAACUGUUGACAUUCACUCAAAUUACCAUAUUCAGGCUCCUCGUUAUUGUGAAUGCAUGCCUUAAAACCAUCUUAGAUCCUGCAGCCCCAUCUUGGGGAACUCUUUUAAUCUGUCAGGAUAAUAUCAGGACAUCAGCUCUAUCUGAUUUCUUCUCCUGAGGACUGUGCAAAAAGCACUUCAUGUACGCUAAUGUAGCUUUUAAAAACAGCGAGAGUACUGGACUUGAGACCUGUUAAACCUUUUAUCUUUUCUCAGAACAUGUGAACAUGUAUUAUUUCCAGCAGCUCCCUGACUUCAUUCCUCUCUGCUGUUAAACCCUCUUCUGUUGAAUUUUUCCACCAAAAGGUACUAUAGCUUUAUGAAGCCCUGCUUGUUCUGUCUCCUUUUGUCAUCUCCUCCCCCUGACAUUGAUGAGUGCUGUCUGGUUUUGUAUUUUUCUACUUGUAAACCGUUUACAGGUGCAGUAUGCAGAUAUUAAUACUAGCACCUCAAUCAGUAAAUGUUCUAUUUCAAAUUAACAUUGCAGAAUCAAAGUUGUACUGUACAGUAUAACAAUAAA